GUUCAGUCUCGGACAUCGCCCACCUAUGGCUGUGGCCGACGCAAAAUCGAGGACCAAGAAGCGGAAGCAAGACGCUCGUGAUGAAGACGCUCCUGCUGAGACUGCGACUUUUUUCGCUCCGGAGUCGAAUCUUGAAAUGCUCAGUGAGGACGAAGGAGCCGAGGACGCUGAAUCCGACGAUGGGCAUGUGGACGACUUUCCUGAGAUAGAUGCUGGUAGUGACUCCGAAGAUGGAUCCUAUGAGGGGCUAGACGAAGAUGAGGAGGAGGAGGGAAGCGAAGGAUCAGAGGACGAAGACGAGGAUGAGAUCUUCGAAGCCGACGAGGAUUCAGACGAUUCUCUCAGCCGCGACAUCUUUCCGAAACCAAAAACAAUAAUAUCAGACAUUACUGGGAAGCCAAAACGCGUCUACCCCGAAAUCGAGCCUGAUUACGACUCUGAUUCCUCGACGGAGGACACCCAGAAUCGUGUCGGAGAUGUGCCCAUGCAUUGGUAUGAUGACCUGCCUCAUAUUGGGUAUGAUAUGAACGGAAAACAAGUCCUGCGUCCCGCGCGCGGAGAUGAAUUGGACAAGUUUCUGUCGACCGUGGAGGAUCCUUCCGCUUGGACGUCCGCUUUCGACAAGACUGCUCAGAUGGACAAGCCGUUGUCUUCUGAAGAGCUGGACAUCAUCCGUCGCUUGUACGCCAAUGAAAUGCCCGAUGCGGAUUACGAUCCGUAUGAGCCGACGGUGGAAUGGUUUACUGGUAAAGGCAAAGAGGAAGUCAUGCCGCUUUCUGCUGCGCCUGAACCGAAACGACGAUGGGUUCCCAGUCGAUGGGAAAAACAAAAGGUCAUGAAAAUUGUUCGCGCAAUUCGACAAGGCCGGAUUCUCCCCUCCAAACCGAAAACGACUUCGAAAUUGGAGUUCUACUCUAUCUGGUCUGAACCCUCCAGCUCGCAUGCUCCUCCUCUUCCAGCUCCCAAGCCCCGCCUACCGACCAACUCCGAAUCUUAUAAUCCUCCAGAGGAGUAUCUCCCAACUGAAACUGAAAAGACGGAGUGGGAGGCAUUGGACCCUGAAGAUCGAGAACGCGACUAUCUACCCCAGAAGUACACGUCUCUGCGACUAGUACCUGCCUACGACCGCUUCAUCAAGGAGCGGUUCAGUCGCCAGCUUGAUCUGUAUCUGGCACCCCGGAUCCAACGCGUCAAACUCAAUAUCGAUCCCAACUCUCUGAUACCCAAGCUGCCCAGCCCACAGAGUUUGAAGCCGUUCCCGAACUACAAGUCUCUGAAAUUUGCUCACUUGGCUCGGGUUCGAUCGUUGAGCAUCAGUCCAGAUGGGGCCUGGGCUAUCAGUGGUGACGAGAGCGGUGUAGUGAGCCUAUGGGAGGUCAACGUCGGCCGACAGGUCAAGCGGUGGAAGUUCACCGGGAAGAUCGGUGCGCUGGAUUGGUGCCCACGAGUUGAUGUCAGCUAUUUCGUUGUCGGAGUCGAGGAGACGCUGCAUUUCAUCGUUCCCCCGAAUGUUCCGUCGACAAUACUGGCCUCGACACAAAACCUGUUGGCACCUGCUACUCUCCCCGCGGCUCCAGAGACGCCAUCUCUUGUGAAAUGGGUCACCGCGCCGACGAGCACGUGGUCGACCGAUACACCCAUCCUGACCGUGCACCUCCCCUCAGCGUCAGGACUGCCGAAACAAAUCACAUGGCACAGAAGGGGUGAUUAUGUAGCCACAGUCUCAAGUCAAGGCACGCAAUCUAGUGUCUGGAUGCACCAGAUUGGCCGCCGACAUUCUCAGGCUCCGUUCAAGAAGAUCAGGGGUGCCGUUCAGCUGGUGCUUUUCCAUCCAAUGAAGCCCCACUUCUUUGUAGCAACGCAGCAAUAUGUCCGCGUUUACAAUCUCGCCGAACAGACGCUCCUGAAAACAUUGGUUCCUGGGAUCAAAUGGAUAUCGUCGAUGGACGUUCAUCCCUCCGGCGACCAUCUUAUCGUUGGCGGGUACGAUCGCAAGCUGUGCUGGUUCGAUCUCGAACUGAGUGACAAACCGUACAAGAUCUUACGGUAUCAUACUCGAGCCAUCCGCUCGCUGGCCUUCCAUCCAUCGUACCCUCUAUUUGCGUCUUCGUCGGACGACGGGGCGAUACAAAUUUUCCACGCCCGAGUCUUCAAUGACUUGAUGACUGAUCCAUUGAUCGUCCCCUUGAAAAUUCUCAGGGGACAUUCCGUGAAAGACGGUCUGGGCGUCCUCCAGCUAAAAUGGGUCCCUCGGCAGCCGUGGCUGGCCAGUGCUGGCGCGGAUGGGACUGUGGGCGUUUGGUGUAGUUAGUUAGACAUCUGAUGCCAUCAUUGAUCUCUAUCUUCUCGACCACCUUGAGUCUAAACUGUGUUCAUGGUGCAACGAGCGACGUAACAACGCUCCACUCCACUCACAUCAGUUUGUAUUUGAGGUCCAUCGGGUUCUAUCUUCCGGCCGACUGCCCUCUGGCUCUCACGGAUUUUCUCGUACGGCAAACGGAGAUCCAUCAGACAAAACCUUGUUGUACGCAAGUGCUCUGUUCGUCUUCAAACGAUUCUCGAGCAACAAAUACAUACCGCCAAACUCUGUCUACCCCUUCAGCUCACGCUGAACUUGCGUUUUACUUUCCAUCGGUCGAUCACAUGUCGUCCAUUCUCAAGCAGCUGCCGUAUUUCGAUGUAGAACACGGAACUCUCCCAGACAGAUUGCGUCGUGUAACAGAAGUCUGCAUGGAACCGAGCAAGCCCUUCAUUAUCGACGCCACAGUGUGGCGGGUAGCAUCUUAAAAUGUUCCGGUCGGAUGUUACCUUUACUCAAAAUCUUCUUCGAGCUAGGCCUCAGCGCGUCUGCUCUUCUCUCUACGCUCGCUCCCACCCUCGCUCGGCCAUGGUCAAUUGGUCUGACCCCUCUGAAAUCGUCAAGGACUCCGAUGCGUUCUCAAAGAUCAUUUUCGCGUUCUUUGGGGUCCAGGUCUGGGAGCUAUUCAUGACCUGGGGAUUCGAGUGGUCCUUGCUCACUGGACGGAGAAAGUUCCGGUGGCCAUUGGUCUUCUUCUUUCUUUCCCGCUACUGCAUCUUGUUCUCGAUCAUCGGAUUAAUGAUCGCUUUGACGAGCGACCAUCCUAUAAACUGCCAAGUAUUGUUUUCAUGAUUGGUUAGUGGAGCGGGAACAUGGCCAUCCUGAGUGCCUCGACGUCUCUCAUGCUGCGCACCAUUGCGCUAUGGGAGCGGAAUCGGCGUGUUGUGAUUCCCCUAGUUGCCUUGGCUCUCGGGCACUGGGGACUCUUAUAUCGCACAAUCUUCGUCGUACAAGCCGUCUGGGAUUCAGACUCGCAAGUCUGCGUUGUUGUCGGGACCAAGUCGUCGCUCCUCAACGUCACAUUCUUCUUCACGAUCGGCUUCGAUUUCACCAUCCUUGCCACCACGGCUGGCGCGCUGAUCUCCCGGCAUUCUGCGCGCACGGAUCUAUGGAGAUUGCUGUUUACCGAUGGAUUGGUCUACUUUAUUGUGACAUUUUGCAUGAACUGCGUUCCAGCAGUCCUCAACCUGUUGGAUCUCAACUCUCCAAUGAAUGUGUAAGUGGUCCCACGCCGCAUCGAUUUCUGACAAACGGCUGGUCUCAGCAUUGCUACUAUUCCCGCUGGCACAGUCUCCUCAAUUGCGGCUUGCCGGGCUGUGAUGCGCCUGCUCGACUUCAACUCUGACCUGUACGUUCAGUCGAUGGCUGCUGUUCUGCCGUCGAGCGAUCCCAGGCACAGCCACAUGCCCUUUUCAUUGCCCACAGCCCCGAGAUUCGCUUUUUCGCGCCCAGACGGGGUUCUGGUCACGACCGAGCACAUCACCAUGGCGGAAUUCGCCCAGUCCCCGACGCUGCCUGAUGCGGCAUACAGCAAGAAUGACCUCCCGCGGUACGAUCUCGAGGCCGCUCGCCGACACGGAAUCGACGGAGAUGCGAUUUCGGUGCGUGAGGACACCACCGAGUACUCCGAAUCCACCGCCACUUCGCGGUAGUAUGGCUGGAUAAAAACUCGUAAUAUG
Molecule: messenger RNA, 4038 nt
Organism: Mycena citricolor
Lineage: Eukaryota; Fungi; Basidiomycota; Agaricomycetes; Agaricales; Mycenaceae
Source: the annotation of a GenBank genome assembly